CAAACACGAACGCAACUUUUGCCUCAAUCGCAUGGACUCUUUGCCGGAAGAUAGAAGUGUAAACAUUGUUUUGGAUAUAUCUGGGUGAAAUGGAGACCGACAUUCAGAGGUGUUUCAGGAGCAAGACGGUUUUCCUAACAGGAGCCACGGGCUUCUUGGGAAAAGUUGUGAUUGAGAAACUCUUGCGAACCACGGAAGUGAAACGUAUCUAUGUUUUGAUCAGACCCAAGCGUGGAGUUAGGAUUCAGGAGCGGAUUAUCACUUGGUCAAAGGAUGAGGUAUUCGAACCGCUGCUCAAAAAGAAACCAGAGGCCUUUCAAAGGGUUUGGCCCAUCGAAGGAGAUUGUCUCGAAUCGGAUUUGGGAAUUAGUGGAAAGGAUCGAAGGCUCUUGGCCUCCGAGGUACAAGUCGUGAUCCAUGGAGCUGCCACCGUGAGAUUCAAUGAGCCUCUCCAUGUGGCCCUGGCCAUUAAUACAAGGGCCACCAGCUUGAUGAUCAAGUUGGCCAGGGAAAUGAAACAACUGGAGGCCUUCGUUCAUGUCUCCACAUCCUUUUCCAAUUGCAUCAUCUACGAUAUCAAGGAGAAAUUCUACCCCGAGCACCUGAAUUGCAGUUCGGAUAAAGUUCUUUCUUGUGUGGAGCUGCUAAGUGAUGAGAUGCUGGACAGCAUGGAAACUGCUCUAGUUGGAUCCUUUCCUAAUACAUACACUUAUACAAAAGCUCUGGCAGAGGAUUUUAUACGGAGGGAAGCGGCUGAUUUACCCAUUUGUAUCUUUCGACCAGCAGUCAUUAUCGCUGCCCACAAGGAGCCCAUCGUCGGUUGGAUUGACAACUUGUACGGACCAAUGACCAUUCUGUAUGGAGUGGCUCGAGGAAUCCUUCGGAUUGCCACCAUCAAUAGCAAAGCCGAAGCGAGUUUGGUUCCUGUGGAUUACUGCGCCAAUUUGGCCAUAGCCUGCGCUUGGAAAACUAUGAAGGAUAACAGCUUGAAGACUCCCAAGGAGAGUCCUGUCAUCUACCAACUGGCUCCGAAGGAGGAGAACAAGAUUACCCACGGAGAGUUCAUUCGACAUGCACUCGAUGGUCGACUUGAUUGCCCGCUGACGAAUAUGAUUUGGUAUCCCUUCAUUCACUGCAUCACAACCCCUUGGCUUUAUCCCUUCGCUGCCUUUUUCUAUCACACUCUGCCAGCCUACUUCAUUGACCUGGCUCUUUGGCUGAGUGGCAGGAAACCGCAGUUGGUGAAGGUUUACCAGAAGAUACACACGAACCUGAAAGUUCUUGGUCCUUUUGCGUGCAAAAGCUGGCGAUUUGACACUCGAAACACGGAUUACUUGAGGCAAGUUAUGUCCGAGGAGGAUCGCAGGAUAUACUACUUCGACAUGAUGAAUCUGAACUGGAAGGAGUACUUCCUGCAGGCCCUUCGAGGCAUUCGCUACUUUCUGGGCAACGAUCCUCCCACUCCAGAAUCCAUUGCCCAAGGACUGAAGCUAAUCAAGCGCCUCAAGAUGCUCCAUCACAUCCUGCAGGGAUUCCUCCUUUUUGUGGCCGGACUCGCUAUUUGGUGGCUAAUCAAACUCAUCGUGUGAAUCAGCUAUUAAAAACAAUUCUACUUAAAUUCCUAUAGACCUUUCAAUGCGUCACAAAGCAAAUACAUAUACAUAAAUUAGUGUAA
Messenger RNA from Drosophila ficusphila, 1675 nucleotides. Its product is annotated as fatty acyl-CoA reductase wat. NCBI's taxonomy places the organism in Eukaryota, Metazoa, Arthropoda, Insecta, Diptera, Drosophilidae. Gene Ontology annotation, biological process: long-chain fatty-acyl-CoA metabolic process. Gene Ontology annotation, molecular function: alcohol-forming very long-chain fatty acyl-CoA reductase (NADP+) activity. The record is from RefSeq and is a predicted model, not a curated record. The transcript is spliced from 5 exons. Gene Ontology annotation, cellular component: peroxisome. The coding region runs from base 90 to 1589 and encodes 499 amino acids.